AGGAAGCGGGAGGACUGGUAUCAAACGUAAAAAUGUCUACUGGGUCUGGAAGAGUGCGAACUUGUGAUGCUGCAUUUGGAUUCUAAAAAAAUCUGCAUUGCAUGAGCAGCAAAGGGAAUGCAAUUUUGGCUACGCGGAGAGGGCAUUUGUCAUGCGGAAUAGGUAUCACGAAGCCCUCAAAAAGUCUGUGAUGCUAGGGCAUGCAUCACAGACAUCGUGGCCCAGGCAAAACGUGCAUGACAAGUUUCAAUAUCUUCCAGCCCCAGACAUUUUUACAUUUGAUAACUGGCUGCGAUCUACAAGUCGAACGUGCAGGAACCCUAUUGUGAGGAAAAAUCCCCCGACGUCCCCAUAUCGAAAAAGUAGUACGUCGCAGAGAAUUUGCAAUGCUGAUUUUUUGGGGUCACAAAUCAUCUCUGUCUUGCAAAAAGGCAACUCCACAGACAACCGCCGCAUACAUUAUGCAGGCGGUUUGUGAUGCUGUUAGGCCUCCAGCGCAGACGUUUCCCAUGCUGAGCGCCUAGACCAAAACCGCUCUACUUAGGCUUGGCGCGGGCCUGCAGUCUUCUUCAGCAAAACAAAUCUGAUUUGUGUACGCAAAUCCAGCAUCACAGACUUCGUUUCGAUAUGGGGAGGGGGGAUUUUUCAUUUUGAUAAGCCCGGCACCCGCACCACCAAGCAGCAGACCGUC
Messenger RNA from Amoebophrya sp. A120, 691 nucleotides. The record is from the annotation of a GenBank genome assembly. Lineage: Eukaryota; Dinophyceae; Syndiniales; Amoebophryaceae.